Molecule: messenger RNA, 2889 nt
Organism: Stegodyphus dumicola
Lineage: Eukaryota; Metazoa; Arthropoda; Arachnida; Araneae; Eresidae
Product: cell adhesion molecule Dscam2-like
Biological process (GO): cell-cell adhesion
Molecular function (GO): protein binding
Source: RefSeq, a predicted model, not a curated record
AUGUCUGAAAUGUCUUCCGAAUCCAUCUGCAACUUCUGAGACAUUUUAUUCCGUCUGGAAUUUUAGCUAAUACAUUGCUAGAAAAGCUUCGUAAAGGCUUAGUUCGCGGGGAAAAUAAUGAUGGCUUCUUUCUGCGUUAUUGAUCCAAAAGCCAUGGCAGCCGGCUAGAUCGCAAUUGAUGUCUGCAGCGCUAAAAAUGGUCUUUUCUCGCGUUUUUUGUGCAUUUCGAUUAUGUUAUAAAUUUCUUGUACAGUAGACAAUGUUUAUUUACCGCAAAUAUUCUACAUGGCUUUUAUGCAGUUUAUUAGGACUCGUUUACACACAAGUUCCACCGAAGCUUGCCCCUCUUCCACGAGAACUGGAGUUCAAGAGAGGAGAACGUUUCCAACUCGUCUGUUCCUGUCGUGAAGGUGAACCUCCCCUUACUUUCAGCUGGGUCCGGGACGGGCAAACUUUGGUCGAGAGCAUCGAAGUGCAAGUGCGACGUUUUGACGAAUUCUCAUCUUCCAUCACGAUAUCGGCCUUGAGAGAGGAUCACGCCGGGAACUAUACUUGCAUCGUUUCCAACCAGGGUGGAAGUGACAGUUCCACAGUCAAGCUAAGAGUACUCGUUGCGCCUACGUGGUUGCGUCAGCCGUAUGACAUGUCAGUGCUGUCGGGGGCUCGAGUGACUCUGAACUGCGAGACGGCCGGAAUACCUAAGCCCACAGUUACUUGGAGAAGAAGUAAAGGUUUCAACUUACAGCAAAUGGAAACACUGACCGUCACCCACUGGCGGACAGGAGAAGAUGGUAGUUUGACUACAUCUAGCGCCAAAAAAGAAGACGAAGGCUUUUAUUCGUGUGAAGUCGCCAAUGGUGUCGGCGAAGGACUUCGGAAAACUGUCAGAAUUGAGGUCCAAGUUCCUCCUAGCGUGACUGUGAUGGAAGCAGAGAAGACAGUUAAAAAAGGAGACUCCACUACACUAAGAUGUGACGUAACUGGAGAUAUCCCUUUGACAAUCACAUGGGGUAAAGCCAAUAAAAAUUUACCUCUCAUCAGCGAAGAUAGAAUAAGAUUCCAAGAAGACAGUACAUUAGAAAACUCAAGUUCAUCAGUCAUUAUUCGCAAUACGGCAGCAGAAGACACAGGCCUUUAUAUUUGUUCAGCAAGAAAUACAUUUGGGCAAAGCCAAGCUACUAUAAGAUUAAAAGUUGUCGAACAACCAAGCACUCCUCUGGACUUUCGAGUUUCGGAAAUCUGGUGUAAGAGCGUGAGAUUAAGAUGGAAAGAGCCUUACAACGGCAACAGCCCUUUGACAAAUUAUAUCAUCCGAUAUAAAGUAAAAGAUUCAAAGACCAAGCCCACAGAAACGAAAGUUCCAGACUCUCAGAGCUUUGUGAUAAUUCGGGAUCUUCGCCCACGUUUUACCUACAGCUUCCAAGUCUUGGCAGUGAACGAAGUGGGCGCCAGCGGUGCCUCCUCCACGGUGCACGCCACCACCCGAGAGGAAGAGCCGGAGGCUGCCCCAACCAAUGUGCACGUAAAAAGCAAAGAUUCGGCGGGUUUUCUGCUAUCAUGGAAGGCUCCGCCCGUCGAAAAAUGGAAUGGGGACCUUAUAGGUUUUUCCAUCGGCUACAAGCGUGUAUCUCAUGGUUCGACGCAGUCUCUUCCCUUCACCUACAAGGUCCUUCCUGUAUUCCUUUCUCUCUCUAAUCCAGGGCUAGAAGCAAGUGCUUCUAGGGAAUACCAUGUUCGGGGUCUUCAGGAGUCUUCCAGCUACACCGUUGUUGUGCAGGCCAUGACUAGGGCUGGCUUUGGACCACCUUCCGAGCCAGUGCUUGUCAAGACGUCAUAUGGAGAGUCCCCCCAAGUUCCUACCAUUAGCCUCAUCUCCACUGAACAGACGGUGAUAACACUGAGAAUUGAACCUACAGGCCGGAAAAAGACCGCACCUACACAAUAUACGCUUCACAUUCGCGAGGGCAGUAGUCACUGGCUGAAGAUCCCUUUGACCCCUCACAAUAAAGAGUACAAAGUCGGAGGUCUCUUGGCUGGUGGUCAGUACAAAUUAUAUGUGACCGCAAGGAACAAUUAUGGAGACAGUGGUCCAUCUGAAGUAGUCACGUUUCGUACUGAUCCUGAAAGUACGAGCAGCUCCAUGUUUCAGUAUGAGGAAGAAGAUUUAGCCAUCCCAUUUUAUCAAAAAUUGUCAUUUAUUAUUCCGGUAGCAGUGUCUAUGACGAUUAUUUUUGUUGUUCCCAUUGCCGCCUGUUGCUGCUUGAGAAAACUGAAUAGUUUGCAAGCUCCAAGACCGGAAGGCGUGGAAUCCCGCGGAUUUACAUACACCGCAUCAGGGUCUGCCGAAUGCACUUCAGGUUCUGCUCCAAGACCUCGUUCUCUACCUCCUCAGCCGGCUCCUUCAUCUUCUUCAUCGUCUGGGCAUUACUCCACAUUGCAGAACUACGGUAGCGUGAUCCCAGCAAACGAUCCCAGGUUCAGCCAUUUUAUGUUGGAGAACAAAUUAGCUAGCCAAGUCGUUAAUUUACCGUCAAAGCAUCCCAAUUGUUAAAUAGGAAUGUGAUCAUCCGGCCUUUAACAGGCCACAAACGUUCAAGUGUGAAAUGAAUCUUUUCAUUUAUGUGCCAGUUAAAUAUUUAAUAUGUGUAAGAAGUUUCUUCGAAACCAGAAGAAAUUAAUGAUCAAGCCUUUGAAAAUGAAAUAUAGGGUACAAACAUAUUUUAUACGUCUUGAUGUGAUUGCUGCUGAAAAGCCACUGUAAAUGCUCUCAUUGAGAAGCGAAUAUCUUGUAUGUAGUCGAAGAUACUAUGAAUAACUCGCGUAAAUGGUUUUAUUUUUAUCACUGGCUCAUAGAUUAGUCAUAAAUUCCUCAUCCCUUAUAAUAGUUGA